This is a messenger RNA of Theileria equi strain WA, 822 nucleotides long. RefSeq lists its product as hypothetical. Gene Ontology annotation, molecular function: tRNA-specific adenosine-34 deaminase activity. Gene Ontology annotation, biological process: tRNA wobble adenosine to inosine editing. NCBI's taxonomy places the organism in Eukaryota, Apicomplexa, Aconoidasida, Piroplasmida, Theileriidae. The record is from RefSeq and is a predicted model, not a curated record. Bases 1 to 822 code for a protein of 273 amino acids. Gene Ontology annotation, cellular component: nucleus; cytoplasm. The transcript has a single exon.
AUGGCAGGUGAUGGAGUCUACAAAAUCCAGGAAAUCAUCCCAAAGGAAUACACCAGGGACGUUGAACUUGUCGAGGUGAACGUCGUAGAAAUAAAUCGCAAGGAUACAGAGCUAGCUCUCAACUUGACAUCUGAGGCACGCAAGACUCCCUUUUUUGAGAAUGCAACUUACCUUCGCAUGUGCAAAGGAGAGGGCGACCGUAUACUUUUGAUAUAUGGAAAUGACAAGGAGUUUGUGGAAAAGACAUUUUCCGAAAAUAAAUUGGAAAUACAUGGGUUUCAUACCGCAAGUGUGCCAAAAUAUGCUCCAUACACUCUAGAGCAAUUUCACAAGUGGAAGGUACAUUGGCCUUUAAAGUUUAUAAGACCAUCGUUUCAGCCCCUGGACAUUACGGAGGAUUUAAAUGUGGAAAUGACUAGUCUAUUACAGAAAGCCAUAGAUGAGUCUAGGGAGAAAUCAGGAAAAGGAGUCUGUAUAAUCACGUUUCGUGGUAAGAUUAUCGCAAGUGCAUGUGACGAACGUGACGUUCAUAUUUUAAGCCAUGCAUCAAUUUUAGCAAUCGCAAAAGUAGCAGAUGAUAAAGUAAAGAGACAGUUUGAAGAUAGACCAGAUUAUUUGUGCACUGGAUGUGAAGUUUACCUGAGCCAUGAACCCUGCUGUAUGUGUGGAAUGGCACUAUUGCACUCUAGAAUUUCAAAGGUAACAUACGGUUUCAAGAAUAAAAGUUUUGGCUGUUUUGGAUCCGUUUUUAAUCUACACAAUAUGGCACAGCUCAAUCAUCGGUUCCGAGCAUUCACCACGGUACCAGAUCUUGUACAGUAA